AUGCGUCCAAUUGCAAGAACCGCUCUGCGGCCGUACAUCUGUCCAACAUGUCGGCAUGGUAUUGGUGCUAGUCGACGGCGAUUCGGCACCAAGACCGACCAAACCCCCGACAUCUACGAUGUUGUCUGCGUUGGGGGUGGCCCGGCCGGUCUAGGGCUUCUGGCCGCGCUUCGAGCUUCGCCUAUUACAUCCAAACUCAAGGUUGCUCUCGUCGAAAGCCAGGACCUCAGCAAAGCCCGCACCUGGAACAUGGAUUCGACCCAGUUCUCCAACCGCGUGAGCAGCCUUACGCCGUCGUCCGUUGCGUUUCUCCAGAAAAUUGGUGCUUGGGAGCAUUUAGAUACCGGCAGAGUGCAGGAUUACCAAGAGAUGCAGGUGUGGGAUGGCGAGACCGGGUCGCGCAUAUCGUUUGACUGGUCGAGUGAGACGUCAGCGUUUGAAGAUAUGCGCACUGUCGCUACGAUGACAGAGAAUUCAAACCUAGUUCGCGCCCUACUUAGACGAAUUGCGGCGUCUGGAGAAGAAAAUUUGAAGCUUUUUUCUAAUACAACAGUCGCCUCUAUCGAGAAUGGAUCUGAUCUUCAGACCGAGGGACCUGAUCUAUCCGCAUGGCCCGUUCUCUCCGUCAGGCCGACAGGUCCGGGGGCAGAGACACAAUCACCCUCUCGCAUUGCUGCGAGAUUGCUGGUCGGUGCGGACGGCAUCAACAGCCCCGUGCGCUCAUUUGCCGACAUCACCACCCAAGGCUGGGACUAUAACCGGCACGGCAUAGUCGCGACACUCGCCCUCGGUAGCCCCGAAAACUCCCCCUUCCCUACCACCAUACGCACCGCAUACCAGCGGUUCCUGCCCUCACUCGGCGGUCCCAUCGCUCUACUCCCGCUCCCAAAUAACCACGCCACGCUGGUCUGGUCAACGACGCCCGAUCACGCUGCAUAUCUCAAGUCUCUUCCCGCCUCUGCGUUCCUUGCCAUGGUCAACGCCGCCUUCCGGCUGUCCAUGACCGACCUCACAUAUAUGAUGGGCAUGCCGCCGCCCUCUUCCACCCCAAGCCCCCAUGAGGAUGAGCUCUCCUGGCGCCUGCAACACACCCCUCUCCCGGCACACAUGCCCCCCAUGGCGACGGGCGUCCAAUCCGGCACAGUAGCCUCUUUCCCGCUCCGGUUCCGCCACGCAGCGCAGUAUAUCUCCCCGCGCGUCGCGCUCGUCGGCGACGCCGCGCACGUCAUCCACCCACUAGCCGGCCAGGGCCUGAAUCUUGGCCUGGCGGACGUGGCCGCGCUCGCUCGCACCGUCGAGUACGCCGUGUCCCACGGCAUGGACAUCGGUGAUCUCCUGACACUGGAGCGCUACUCGUGCGAGCGGUACCUAGCUAACGCCAAGAUCGGCGGCGCGUGCGACCUCCUGCACAAGAUGUACACGAUCCCCGGGCAGGGGCCGGUGACGUGGGCCCGCAGUCUGGGCCUGGACGUGAUUGACAAGCUGCCGUUCGUGAAGUCGUUCCUGAUGAAGAACGCUGAGGGAUAUUAG
Molecule: messenger RNA, 1530 nt
Organism: Penicillium macrosclerotiorum
Lineage: Eukaryota; Fungi; Ascomycota; Eurotiomycetes; Eurotiales; Aspergillaceae
Product: putative ubiquinone biosynthesis monooxgenase (Coq6)
Exons: 2
Coding region: 1-1530 (509 amino acids)
Biological process (GO): ubiquinone biosynthetic process
Cellular component (GO): mitochondrion
Molecular function (GO): FAD binding; 2-octaprenyl-6-methoxyphenol hydroxylase activity; oxidoreductase activity, acting on paired donors, with incorporation or reduction of molecular oxygen, NAD(P)H as one donor, and incorporation of one atom of oxygen
Source: RefSeq, a predicted model, not a curated record